This is a messenger RNA of Zea mays, 2594 nucleotides long. RefSeq names its product L-type lectin-domain containing receptor kinase IX.1. The record is from RefSeq and is a predicted model, not a curated record. Gene Ontology annotation, biological process: protein phosphorylation. The transcript has 2 exons. Bases 181 to 2337 code for a protein of 718 amino acids. Gene Ontology annotation, molecular function: protein kinase activity; ATP binding; carbohydrate binding. NCBI's taxonomy places the organism in Eukaryota, Viridiplantae, Streptophyta, Magnoliopsida, Poales, Poaceae.
UGCUGCGUCGGUAUCUCCUAGGGAGGCACCUGCAGACCAGGUCAGCAUGCGGACUGAUGGUCUGCCCUCUGCCGUGCCCGUGCUGCGAAGAUACGGAUAAUCUCUGAGUGUCCCUGUUCAAUUAUUCUCCGACCAAACCUAGCAGCUCUCCCUAGUAGUAGUACCUAACAAGCUGCAACAAUGGCGGUAAUGAGCUCUGGCGGCCUUCUACCCACGCUGUGCUGCCUCUGCUACGUGCUGUCCUCCGUCCACGUUCCCCUCGCCGCCUCGCUCUCUUUCCAUUUCAACUUCUCAGACCCCGAUUCCACCUGCACCGCCCAGAACGCGGAGCUGGCCUGCUCCAGCGACGCCUACUUCCACAGCACCGAGGACGCGAUCGAGCUGACCAAGAACGGCAUGGACAACCACAACAACAAAAGCGUCGGGCGGCUGGUGUACACGCAGCCGAUACCCCUCUGGAACGGCGCCACCGGCGAGCUCGCCAGCUUCACCACCUCCUUCACCUUCCGGAUCAAGCGAGCACAACCGGGGUCCCCGAGCGGCGACGGGAUGGCGUUCUUCCUCGCGCACCACCCCGGACGGGUGCCCCCCAGCAGCUUCGGCAGGAACCUGGGCCUCUUCAACGACAGCACCAACAGGAACGCCACGGGCGACGACCGCGCCGUGGCGGUCGAGUUCGACACGUUCGAGAACGACGAGUUGGAGGAUGCGGAUGGCAACCACGUCGGCAUCGACGUCAACUCCAUCGUCUCUACCGAUUCCAUCUCGCCCGACAAGAGCAUCAAGUCCGGCGAGACCCUGGCAGCCGACGUCGCCUUCGACAACACAACGGAGACGCUGUCCGUCACCCUCUGGAUGAGCGGGGCACCGUACCGUGUCAGCGCCAACGUCGACAUGAGGAAAAGCUUGCCCCAGAUGGUGGCCGUCGGCUUCGCUGCUUCCACCGGCAACAACGUGGAGAUGCACCAGCUCCUGUCGUGGUCCUUCAACUCUACCCUGGCGUCGUCGAAGGAUGGUGAGACCAGGCCACCUGCGCCCUCUCAGGCCAUCGUCUCCAAAAACAAAUCCAAGGCGCGUAGCAGCGCGAUAGCAGUGUCUUCUGCAGCUGCGUUUGUGGUCGUGUGCGCUUUAACUGGGUUUCUUCUAAGGCGGAAACUGAGGAUGUGGAAGACGUCCAAGGAAGCAUCCGGCGCCGGCGAGCUCGACGACGACGAACACGACGGAGAGGAGGCUGAGUUUGAGAAGGGCGUCGGCCCAAAGAGGUAUUCCUAUCGCGAACUCGCGGCCGCGACGCGCAACUUCUCGGAAGAGACGAAGCUCGGGCGAGGCGGCUUCGGCCACGUCUACCAGGGCCGCCUCAACAUUGACGGCCAGGACCGCCGCGUGGCCAUAAAGAAGUUCUCGGAGUCGUCCAUGCAGGGGAGGAAGGAGUUCGAGGCCGAGGUGAAGAUCAUCAGCCGGCUGAGGCACCGCAACCUCGUGCGGUUGAUCGGUUGGUGCGACUGCUGCAAGGGGCUCCUCAUCGUCUAUGAGCUCGUGUCAGAGGGCAGCCUUGACAGGCACAUAUACAACGCUGCCAGGUGGCUUACCUGGCCUCAAAGGUACAAGAUCAUCAUCGGCCUGGGGUCGGCGUUGCGGUACCUGCACGCGGAGUGGGAGCAGUGCGUAGUGCACGGCGACAUCAAGCCGAGCAACAUCAUGCUGGACUCCUCGCUGGACGCCAAGCUGGGCGACUUCGGCCUGGCGAGGCUGGUCGACCACGGCGUCAAGCCGGCCACGACCAAGGUGGUGCUGGGCACGGCGGGCUACAUCGACCCGGAGCUCGUGAACACGCGCCGCCCGAGCGCCGUGUCGGACGUCUACAGCUUCGGCGUCGUCCUCCUGGAGCUCGUCACGGGCCGGCGCCCCGUGGAGGAGCCCGACGACAGCGACGAGCUGUUCGUGCUGAUCAGGUGGGUGUGGCGCCUGUACGGCAGGAACGCCAUCGCCGAGGCGGUGGACGAGAGGCUGAAGCUGGUAGGAAGGGAAGGCGAUGGGGGCGGUGGCGAGGUGGAGGAGGAGGAGGAGCGCGGACAGAUGGAACGCGCGCUGGUGGUGGGGCUGUGGUGCGCUCAACCCGACCGCGGCGACCGCCCGUCCAUCGCGCACGCCAUGCACGUCCUGCAGUCCGCGGACGUGAAGCUGCCGGUGCUGCGGCCGCACAUGUACGCCAGCGCCGCCGACACGGUUCAUAGUACCAUUGCCAUGGGAGGAGAUGGUUACAGCGAGCUGUCUUUCGGGGUGACGUCCACUGAUGGUAGCGACACGUCGACUACUAGCGAGAGGGAAAGCAAAUGAUCGAAACGGUAUUCAUGCCCAGCUCUAUUAGCAGCGGCUAUUUAUGAUCCAUAUACUGGCAUAAUGCAAUCCUAUACUCUCCUAUGGGCAAGGCUACAAGUGGGGAGCUGUCAUUCUUCGCAUUACUGUAACUAAGAACUAAUCAAGUGGUCAGUUGGUAUUAAUGUUGUUGCCAGCAGGUACCCAAUUAACCUGCAUGCCCAAAUCCAUAUCUGUUACAUCUGAGAAGGGUAUGGAUUUAACCAUUCGCUUAUGAG